Molecule: messenger RNA, 2467 nt
Organism: Notechis scutatus (mainland tiger snake)
Lineage: Eukaryota; Metazoa; Chordata; Lepidosauria; Squamata; Elapidae
Gene: SLC35H1
Product: solute carrier family 35 member H1
Source: RefSeq, a predicted model, not a curated record
CGGGGCUCUUCCGCGCGGCGCGAUGGCCGGGGCGCGGGCGGCGGCGCGGGCGGCGGGGCUGGUGCUGCUCUACUACGGCUUCUCCAUCGGCAUCACCUUCUACAACAAGUGGCUCAUGAAGAGCUUCGCCUUCCCGCUGUUCAUGACGCUGCUGCACCUGCUGGUCAUCUUCGCGCUCUCGGGGCUGGCCAGGCGCUGCUCCCGCCGCCGCCGCCCUCCCCACGCCGCCGCCGCCGCCGCCGGGCGCGCCCUCUUGCCCUGGCCCGCCUACCUGCGCCAGGUGGGCCCAACAGCGCUGUCCACCGCCCUGGACGUGGGGCUGAGCAACUGGAGCUUCCUCUACAUCACCGUCUCCCUCUACACCAUGACCAAGUCCUCGGCUGUCCUCUUCAUCCUCCUCUUCUCGCUGAUCUUCAAGCUGGAGGAGCCGAGAGCCGCCCUGGUGCUGGUGGUCCUGCUCAUCGCCGGGGGCCUCUUCUUGUUCACCUACAAGUCCACCCAGUUUGAGGCCGAGGGCUUUGCCAUGGUGCUGGGCGCCUCCUUCCUGGGGGGCGUGCGCUGGACACGGACGCAGAUCCUCCUGCAAAAGGAGGAGCUGGGACUCCAGAACCCCAUCGACACCAUGUUCCACCUGCAGCCGGCCAUGUUCCUCAGCCUCUUCCCCCUCUUUGCCGUGUUUGAAGGUCUGCCCUUGUCUGCCUCCGAGAAGCUGUUCCGUUUCCACGAGGAGCAGCUGCUGCUGGAGCUGCUGGGGAAGUUGGCGCUGGGAGGGGUGCUGGCCUUCGGGCUGGGCUUCUCCGAGUUUCUCCUGGUAUCCAGGACCUCCAGCCUCACCUUCUCCAUAUCGGGGAUCUUCAAGGAAGUCUUCACGCUGUUCCUGGCGGCCCACCUGAUGGGAGACCAGCUCACUGUCCUGAACUGGUUGGGCUUUGCCGUUUGCCUGCUGGGCAUCUCCCUGCACGUGGCCCUGAAGGCCCUCGGGGGGUCAAAGGGCACCAAGCACCCCGAGGUGCCUGGCUCUGCUGCAGACCUGGAGCUUUUGCUGCUGCUGGAUUCCCAGGUGGAGGAGGAGGAGGAGGAGGAGGAGGUGGCCGAGAACACCCCCCUGUGCUGAGCCACCCCUGGGCAAGCUGGGAGGGCACCUGCGGGGGGGGGGGGGGGGGGGGAUGGAUUGCUGGCAGGAGCAGACAGGUUGGGGAAGGGGGGGGAUGGGCAGCAGGGCUGCUUCUGGCCCUCCCCCAUCCUGGGCUGAGAGGGCGCCCUCUUUGGGCUCGCAGGGGCCUCGUGCCCCAGGCUGGCCGGGCCAGAAGCCGAGGCCCGGGGCCUGCGUAGGCUGCAGCCACCUGUGCUGGGCACACCUUGCUGCCCGGCCCUUCAGCAGCACCUGCGGGUGGGCGGGGCGGCUGCUUGGAGACGCUUUGAUGGGUCAGAAGUGCCCCCAAAGAGGGCGGCCUCCUGGGGGAAGAGGACGCCUGGGCGAAGAUGGGUCCUGAGGAGGAGGAGGAGGAGGAGGAGGAGGACUCUGGGAAGGGGGCCAGCUGGCCUGGAAAGGGGGGGCCAGGGGGCUGAGCUCGGGGGCAGGGAAGAACCCACCUGAGGGAGGCGGGGCCUCGAUGGGCACCCCCCCUGCAGCAGCCCUGGGGGCCAAAAGGACGCGGGAGCCCUGAGCAGAGCAAGGGGGCGGCCUGCAAAGAACAAGGGGCUCCCUUGGCACAGCGAGUCUCGCCAAUAAAAUUGGCAUCCAAAUCCGUUGCACGAAACAGGAGCGUGUGUCUCACGAAGGUCUGUGCGGAGGGCAAGCUGAUCAGCCCACCAUGGGUGUGUGCGUGUGUGUGUGUGCGUGUGUGUGUGCUGGAGUUUCCUGUAACCAAACAGCAGCGGGGAGAGGGGGGCAGUUGGAAAACCCCACUGGGCUAAAGAGCAACCCUCUGCUCCAUCGUCCACCCAAAGGGGAACUGGGUUUCCCCUCCUUCCCAGAUGAAGCACGUGGGCCACCCUGUCCCCUCGGGGCAGUGGAUGGCAGAGGGGCAAGUGGGGGCUUGGGAAACUGGGGUGCUCUCGGGCGCUUCUGAGGGUCUCUGCCGGGAAGUCGGGCAUUGUCACUGCAGGCGCCCGGUUUGCCCCAGUGAAAGCCCACCAGGGCCCCAUCCCCUGCUGUGGGGCAAGGCUGGUCUGAGCGCUCUGCAGGUGCCAGGGUCAGGCCCAGUGGCAGAAUUGAGCCGCUGCCUCCAGGAGCUCCAUUUCUUUGAGGGGCUGACGGAGGUCUUUUAAUUCCUGCCACCUCCUCUGCGGUUCACCCACAGCAGUCCCGCUCUGGACCACAAGCAAAAACUGCUGUUGAUGUUUGAUAAACAUCAGAUCGGUAUCUAAGUUAAAUAUCCAAAUUGAUAAAUGGUAUUUGGAGAAUAUUUCAUGAAGCUCUGCAUCGGGAUGCUCAUCUCUUCUGUGACACCAAGCGGCCGUUUUG